AAUUCAAUUCACCUUCACUCCUGGUUCAGCGGUAGCAGGUAGUCAGCAACUGCGCGAGAAGACGUGAAAAGAUCAGUUCACCAAAGCUGCUCCUCCACAGCCAUUAUACAUCUCCUCCGACACCUGAGUCGCGCGUCGACGCAGGUGCAUUGGGAAUGUCGACGCGGAAUGAAGGUCCUCUGCGUCGCUGAAAAGCCGAGCAUAGCGAAGGCUAUCACCGGUAUUCUGUCCAGCGGUUCAUCUCAGAGUCGGAAUACUGCCAACAAGUAUAUCAAAAACUAUGACUUUUCAUACCGAUUCCCACCACCCCUUGGAGGGCCGGGCGAUGCGGAUUUUACCGUAACAUCAGUCCUUGGGCAUCUGACAUCAAGUGACUUUGACGACGAUCAUCGCAAGUGGAACGCUUGUGAUCCAUUCGACCUCUUCGAUGCUCAGGUGCAGACCUUCGUCUCGGCGGACUUGAAAAGCGUCGAACGAAAUCUUCAGCAGGAGGCUAGAAAUGCCAACCUGCUGAUGAUCUGGACGGAUUGCGACAGAGAAGGUGAACAUAUUGGAUCGGAAGUAGCGGCCGUAUGUCGACGUGUCAACCGUAAUCUGGUUGUCAAACGUGCUAGAUUCAGUGCAAUCAUACCUGCCCAAAUCCACCAAGCAUGUCGCACAGCGAAUGACCUCGAUAUGCGUCAGGCGAAUGCCGUUGAAGCGAGGAUCAAUCUUGAUCUCAAAAUUGGAGCCGCUUUCACCCGCUUGACUACCAUGGGCUUGCAACAUCGUAUACCGGGGAUCGAGGAAAAGCAGGUCAUCAGCUACGGGCCAUGCCAGUUCCCGACACUCGGCUUCGUCGUAGAUCAAUACAAUCGCGUUCAGAGCUUCGUCCCUGAGCCAUUCUGGUACAUAUACGUUGCUAUUGAGAGGGAGAACGAUGUCGAUGAGGGAGGAGACUCUCAGACGGUUGAAUUCAAGUGGCGUCGGAAUCACCUUUUUGGAUUCGAAGAAGCCUUGGUACUGUAUGAGCUAUGCGUAACAGAACCCACCGCGAAAGUCCUCAAGGUAGAGACAAAACCAGCCACCAAGUGGAAACCCUUGCCGUUAACUACGGUUGAGCUUCAGCAGUCCGGAUCCCGUCUGCUUCAUAUGGCGCCGAAAAAAGUACUCGACAUUGCCGAAAAGCUGUAUCAAAAAGGUUGCUUGAGCUAUCCACGAACAGAGACCGAUCAAUAUGACAAGGACUUUGACUUCAAUUCGCUCAUCCAAAAGCAGACGUUUGACAAUGACUGGGGUGCUUUUGCCAAAGGAUUAUUAGAUGGCGAGUUUCAGCGACCUCGAAAUGGCAAGAAGAACGACAAAGCCCAUCCUCCUAUUCAUCCGACAGCCCAUAAUAAUGCACUGGAUGCAGAUGAGAGGCGGGUGUUCGAGCUCGUUACCCGGCGAUUCCUCGCCUCCUGUCAUCGAAAUGCGGAGGGUAAAACAACAUCUGUUGAAAUCGAUAUCAAUGGGGAAGAGUUCUCGACGAGCGGUCUCAUUGUCACACAGCGAAAUUAUCUCAACGUCUACCCUUACGACAAGUGGAACUCCAGCGCUCUGCCCGAUUUUGACGAAGGUGAAGAAUUCGUUCCGUCUGUCUGCGAAUUGCGAGAUGGGCAGACGUCCAAACCGAACCUUCUCACCGAAGCGGACUUGGUCGGUCUGAUGGACAAAAACGGGAUUGGAACGGACGCUACGAUCGCCGAACACAUUGCCAAGAUCAUUGAUCGACAGUACGUGCUAGAGAAGCAAGAACAAAAGGUGAAGUAUUUGCUGCCUUCGUUGUUGGGCAUCGGCCUCGUCGAAGGAUUCAAUCGAGUCGGGCUUGAUCGAUCGCUAAGCAAGCCUCAAUUGCGUGCAGAGACGGAAUAUUCUAUGGGUCGUAUCUGCGAAGGCGUACUGCGAAAAGAAGAGGUCCUGGAGACUACUAUCGAGCAGUACAAAGAAGUUUACAUGACAGUUAAGAGAGAAUUUGACACUGUGAUGACGAUUGUCAAUGACUACAUGAAUGGACAGGGAGAAGUUCAGGACGCCCUUCGGACAGCUGUAACAAGAGGUCGAGGACGCGCUCGUGGGACGACAAGAGGCGUUGGCCGUGGCGGCCGAGGAGGCAGAGGGGGCGGGGCGACCGGAAGGACAGCUCGUGAUGACUCGGUCGACGACGAUGCGGAUGACAGCGAGAAUGGGGGAGGGGGAGCACCGAGGGGGGGCGCUCGUGGUCGUGCUUCGGCCAGUCGGGGGACGCGAGCGGUAGUUUCAACUCGCGGUCGAGGCGCAGCGCGCCGGGUUGAGGCAGCUGCUCCCAGGAGACCUCGAAUUGACGAUUCCACUGACAACGGCGUUGACAUGCCAACUUGCGAAUGCGAUGUUCCAGCUGUUCAGCGAACAGUCAUGAGAGACGAUUCUGCGCACAAAGGCCGGACAUUCUGGACAUGCGCCAAGCCGAUGGGAGAUAGUGGAAAGUGUGGAUUUUUUGCUUGGACGGAUGAAGAAGUCAACGCAAGAGCCGGGCCUAGUCGCGGCCGCACAUCUCCGGCUCCGCCUCCAUCGAAACGACUGAGAACAAUGGGACCAAGCACUCGUGAUAAUCAUGAUGAGGUCCUGCGCUGUGACUGCGGCUUGGAAGCUGUCUCACGGACCACGACAAAGGAAGGCCCGAAUCAAGGCAGAACGUUCUGGACCUGUCCAAACAAUCCGAAAGCACGAUGUAAAUACUUUCAAUGGGAGGACGAACUGGAGGGGACCGCUGAUAGCGGUCCCGGACGUGGCUCAAAUCAGAACAGAGGAGGAUCCUCAAGCGGCGCUGGAGGCGGUGCCAGUCAAGGACAAUGCUUCAAUUGUGGACAGGAGGGCCACUGGUCCAAUGUGUGUCCCAACGGUGGUGGCGCUAGUAGUGGGGCGGGUCGCAGCAGCAAGCAUUCUUAUAAAUCUCGCACAGGAACCAAGAGUGGAUCUCGUAAAGCCAACACAUCUGGUGGCGGAGGUAGCAGCAGCAAAGAUGCCUGCUACAAGUGUGGCCAGCCUGGACAUUGGGCCAGUCAGUGUCCAGGGGCUUAGUAGACGGUGCCUAGCCCGGUACCCAGUAAGCAAGCAUAU
Molecule: messenger RNA, 3117 nt
Organism: Kockovaella imperatae
Lineage: Eukaryota; Fungi; Basidiomycota; Tremellomycetes; Tremellales; Cuniculitremaceae
Product: putative DNA topoisomerase type I
Exons: 18
Coding region: 169-3078 (969 amino acids)
Biological process (GO): DNA topological change
Cellular component (GO): nucleus
Molecular function (GO): zinc ion binding; DNA topoisomerase type I (single strand cut, ATP-independent) activity; DNA binding
Source: RefSeq, a predicted model, not a curated record